AUGUCAGAUUUACAUAAAUCCUUUCUCAAGCGUAUUAAAGAGCACGAGCAAGCUAUUGGCCUUGGUUCUAUAUCUGAGAGCCAUAAUGAUACGACUGAGGAAAUAAAUAAUAGCUCAAGUAAUUUAGACACGCUCCACAAGUUCAAAGCUAAAGUAUUUUCCAAGAUAGAAACUUACGAUAACGGAGAGAUCACAUUCCAGACUUAUUUCAGACCUCCGGAAAAUGAGGGAGCAGCUAUAUUUGUAUUUCAUCACGGCGCUGGCAGCUCUGCAAUGACGUUUGGAAAGCUAGCAGAAAGCUUAAUUGAGCACUCUGAAUCCGGGUUCUUAUUGUUUGACGCCAGAAGUCAUGGUAGUAGCUCAAAAGCCGAUGACUAUUCUCUCAGUUCGUUGACAAAGGACUUCAAGUUUAUAAUAGACAAGUUUACUGCGACUUAUAAUCCUAAAAACACGAUAUACUUAAUUGGCCACUCGUUAGGGGGAGCGGUGUUAACGAACUACUUAGUUGAGAAUCCUGAUCAAUGCCAUAAUGUUAAAGGUUUAAUAAUGUUGGAUAUUGUGGAAGAGACAGCGGUAAAAUCACUUAGUGCCAUGCCCAGCUUUGUUCAAAAAAGGCCUAGAGCCUUUAAAAGUCUCCAAGAUGGAAUUGAUUGGCACUUCCAUGUGAGCCACUUGUUGAACAACUAUGAUUCCGCUUGUAUUAGUGUCCCAGACUUACUAUGGAAAUCAGAUAAUGGAUCUUACGAAUGGAUAACGGAUUUGUACGCUACUCAAUCAUACUGGGAUACAUGGUUUAAAGGAUUAUCACAAAAUUUUAUUGAUUGUGGAAAGAAACAAAAUAUCGCUAAACUAUUGAUAUUAUCCGCUCACGAAACUUUAGAUAAGAGCUUAAUUAUUGGUCAAAUGCAAGGUAAGUAUCAAUUAGUCGUUUUCAACAAUAUUGCGAAGGCAGGUCACUUUCUACAUGAAGAUAUCCCUAAACAAAUCGCACAAACAUUGAUUGACUUCGUUAAAAGAAUUGAUUCACCUAGCGAAUACAUGAAGAAAGAGUUUGGUGUUGUUCCAAAAUGGGGUGGUAAAAUUCAUUCAUAA
Priceomyces carsonii is the source of this 1092-nucleotide messenger RNA. It is a transcript of the gene PPE1, whose product is annotated as carboxylesterase-mitochondrial 37S ribosomal protein YmS2. The record is from RefSeq and is a predicted model, not a curated record. The transcript has a single exon. Gene Ontology annotation, molecular function: protein methylesterase activity. Bases 1 to 1092 code for a protein of 363 amino acids. Lineage: Eukaryota; Fungi; Ascomycota; Pichiomycetes; Serinales; Debaryomycetaceae. Gene Ontology annotation, biological process: protein demethylation.